This is a messenger RNA of Hibiscus syriacus, 2172 nucleotides long. RefSeq names its product heat shock 70 kDa protein, mitochondrial-like. The coding region runs from base 58 to 2103 and encodes 681 amino acids. Gene Ontology annotation, molecular function: heat shock protein binding; misfolded protein binding; ATP hydrolysis activity. Gene Ontology annotation, biological process: protein refolding; cellular response to unfolded protein. The record is from RefSeq and is a predicted model, not a curated record. The transcript has 6 exons. NCBI's taxonomy places the organism in Eukaryota, Viridiplantae, Streptophyta, Magnoliopsida, Malvales, Malvaceae. Gene Ontology annotation, cellular component: mitochondrion; cytoplasm.
UUGGCUAAAACCCUAGACAUCGCCAGUCUUCUAAGGCAUCUUCAUUUCCCUCCUCUCAUGGCUGCCUCCGCUCUCCGCCGUGCUUCACAGCGCCGUGACCUUCACUCCGCAUCUCUCUCCGCUUGCAGAUCCUUGACUGGAAAUGCAAAGACUUCAUUGGCUAGCUAUCCUCUGGUCAGAUGGGCAUCCUUGGCUAGACCCUUUAGCUCAAGACCUGUUGGAAACGAUGUUAUCGGUAUUGACUUGGGUACAACCAAUUCAUGUGUAUCGCUGAUGGAUGGAAAGAACGCUAGAGUGAUUGAGAAUUCUGAAGGAGCUAGAACCACGCCGUCUGUGGUUGCCUUCAACCAGCAGGGGGAGCUAAUUGUUGGAACCCCAGCCAAACGUCAGGCUGUGACCAACCCAACCAACACAUUGUUUGGAACCAAACGUCUGAUAGGGAGACGUUUCGAUGAUGCUCAAACACAGAAGGAAAUGAAGAUGGUGCCAUACAAGAUUGUUAGAGCCCCCAAUGGGGAUGCUUGGCUUGAAGCCGAUGGAAAAAUUUAUUCCCCAAGCCAGAUUGGUGCAUUUGUUCUAACAAAGAUGAAGGAAACUGCUGAGGCAUACCUUGGUAAAACGGUGACUAAAGCUGUCAUCACUGUUCCUGCUUAUUUUAAUGACGCACAAAGGCAGGCCACCAAGGAUGCUGGGCGGAUUGCUGGGUUAGACGUUGAAAGGAUUAUCAACGAACCAACUUCUGCUGCACUUUCAUACGGGAUGAAUAACAAAGAGGGUAUCAUAGCAGUAUUUGACCUUGGAGGUGGAACUUUUGAUGUUUCUAUAUUAGAAAUUUCUAAUGGUGUUUUCGAGGUAAAAGCAACAAAUGGAGACACUUUCUUGGGUGGAGAGGACUUUGACAAUGCACUACUAGAAUAUUUGGUGAGUGAGUUUAAGAGAACUGAUAAUAUUGAUCUCUCAAAGGACAGGCUUGCCCUACAGAGGCUACGGGAGGCAGCUGAAAAGGCUAAGAUUGAACUUUCAUCUACAUCCCAAACAGAAAUCAACCUUCCAUUCAUAACUGCUGAUGCUUCAGGAGCAAAACAUUUAAAUAUAACACUAACCAGAUCCAAGUUUGAGGGUAUAGUCAGCAGCCUGAUUGAGAGAACUAGAAUUCCAUGUAAGAAUUGUUUGAAGGAUGCUGGAAUAUCCAUCAAUGAAGUGAAUGAAGUAUUGCUUGUUGGGGGAAUGACUCGUGUCCCCAAGGUGCAAGAAUUUGUUUCUGAAAUUUUUGGCAAGUCUCCCAGCAAAGGGGUUAAUCCUGAUGAGGCAGUUGCAAUGGGAGCUGCUAUUCAAGGUGGUAUCCUUCGAGGUGAUGUUAAGGAGCUGCUUCUGUUGGAUGUAACUCCUCUGUCACUUGGAAUAGAAACACUUGGAGGAAUUUUCACUAGGUUGAUCAACAGAAAUACAACCAUACCUACGAAAAAAUCACAGGUUUUCUCUACUGCAGCUGACAACCAGACUCAGGUUGGAAUCAAAGUUCUUCAAGGUGAACGUCACAUGGCAGCCGACAAUAAGAUUUUGGGGGAGUUUGAUCUUGUUGGUAUUCCGCCAGCACCUAGGGGCUUGCCACAAAUUGAAGUCACAUUUGACAUAGAUGCCAAUGGGAUUGUAACUGUUUCUGCCAAGGAUAAGGCAACAGGAAAAGAACAGCAAAUCACGAUCCGAUCAUCUGGCGGUCUUUCGGAGGAUGAGAUUGAUAAGAUGGUGAAGGAGGCUGAAUUGCAUGCUCAGAAAGACGAGGAGAGAAGAGCUUUGAUCGACUUGAGAAAUAGUGCUGACACAAGCAUAUACAGUAUCGAGAAGAGCUUGAGUGAGUACAAAGAAAAGAUUCCAAAUGAGAUUGCAUCAGAGAUAGAGUCUACUGUGGCAGAUUUGAGGAAGGCAAUGGCAGGGGACAAUGUAGAUGAAAUCAAGGCUAAAAUGGAUGCUGCCAAUAAGGCUGUUUCGAAGAUCGGAGAGCACAUUAGUAAGGGUUCUGGUUCGGGUGGCGAUGGUUCCCCUGGAGGGUCGUCAGCUGAUGAUCAGACUCCAGAAGCAGAAUACCAGGAGGCCAAGAAAUAGACACAUGAUAGCUGACUCAUGUUUUUCAUCCAAUUAUUAAUUUGAUCAAUGAUUCAACCUUGAAUUAUA